Misgurnus anguillicaudatus (oriental weatherfish) is the source of this 2102-nucleotide messenger RNA. It is a transcript of the gene irf2bp2a, whose product is annotated as interferon regulatory factor 2 binding protein 2a. Lineage: Eukaryota; Metazoa; Chordata; Actinopteri; Cypriniformes; Cobitidae. Gene Ontology annotation, biological process: regulation of transcription by RNA polymerase II. The record is from RefSeq and is a predicted model, not a curated record. Gene Ontology annotation, molecular function: transcription corepressor activity. Gene Ontology annotation, cellular component: nucleus.
AUUGAGCUCCAGCCUUGCCGCUGUAGUGAGUGAGUGAGUGAGUGAGACAGAUAGCGCGCGCGUCGUAGUAAAGUGCACGCUACUAUGAAGUUGUCUUUGUAACUUAAUUGUUUCAACUUGUGCGGCCGCGAUAGGAGGUUAUAUCGUUUUUACGGCAUACACGGACAUUUAACAGAGGAUUCUGCUUUAUUUCAAGGGGGUUUAAACAAAAAAACGAUGUCGUCCGCAGCGGUAGCUGCCUCGCGCAGGCAGUCGUGUUAUUUAUGCGACUUGCCCCGCAUGCCGUGGGCUAUGAUCUGGGAUUUUACUGAGCCCGUGUGCAGAGGAUGUGUGAACUACGAAGGGGCCGACAGGAUCGAGUUUGUCAUCGAAACGGCGAGGCAGCUCAAGCGAGCUCACGGCUUUCAGGAUGGCAGACAGUCGGGACCCGUUAAACAGUUGUCGGGGAAAGAGAUUCACGCGCCGGGAGACCCCGGCUCGCGCCCGCCGCAGCCUCUCGAUCGUUACGAUCGCCCGCCCAGACUGGGACCUGAGUAUCAGUCCGCGCGGCAGGCGAAUGGCAUCCCCGUGCCAAACGGAUUCUCAAAACCAGACGAUCCUCCGGAGCUCAACCGCCAGAGUCCGAACCCGCGCAGGACUAGCGCCGUUCCGCCCAAUUUAGUGCCUUUGGUGAACGGCGGGAUGAUGAACGGCAGACCGCCGCAGAUGGCUGGUCUCAGUCAGGCGGAGCUCGGAAAUAAGCGGCCAGCCUCCGUCUCUAGCACGGAGCACGAGAAGGACAAACACCGACCUGACAGCAUGACACCAGAGAUCAGCGACAGCCAUAAGAGCCGGGACGACUGGUUGAACAAGAACAAAACGGUUCGGGAUCUGAUGACGCUGAACCCGUACGAUAGCAGAUUCAAGAAGGAGCACAUGCAGCAAAGGGUGUAUGAAAGCAGCAGUAGCAGCACUCCUGCCUCAAAAUCUGAUAGAGGCAAGCAUCCCAAGAAUUUAAAGAGGAAAGCUUCUCCAGAGCCAGACGGGGAGGGCAACGUGAAGAUUAACGGGGACGGACAGCCGUGGCUUCCGGCGCCAGGAGACGGCUUAAAAAUGCCACCCGUGCCGCCACCUAGCUUCGCCGCCCUGCCAUCCACGUUAUCCCCGCACCCUCGCACCACCCCGCCAGAGGCCGCAGGCACCGUGGCUCAGAACGGACAGUCUCCCAUGGCGGCACUCAUUUUGGCCGCAGAUAACGCCGGUGGCAACAGCUCGCCGAAGGACGCCAACCAGGUCCACUCUACGACGCGCAGGAACAGCAGCAGCCCGCUGUCCCCCAACCAUCAGCGACUGGCACGGUCUAGCGCCACGCCGCACGGGCCGAACAUGGAUCCGGGUCAUCCUCAGAGCAUUCCGGACUCGUCUGUUCCCAACAGCAUUCCGCUCUGCUGCACGCUGUGCCACGAGAGACUGGAGGACACGCACUUUGUCCAGUGUCCCUCUGUGCCAUCGCACAAGUUUUGCUUCCCGUGCUCUCGGGAGAGCAUCAAACAGCAAGGCGCCACCGGAGAAGUGUACUGUCCGAGCGGUGAGAAAUGCCCGCUGGUGGGCUCAAACGUACCUUGGGCGUUCAUGCAGGGCGAAAUAGCCACCAUACUCGCAGGGGACGUCAAAGUAAAAAAGGAGAGGGACCCUUGAUUACGUCAUGGCGUAUAUUUUCAUUUACCCUUUUGAAAAUAUUCAAAAAAUAUUGAUCUAUAUAAACAUAUAAAUACGAAUAUCACAUACGCAUACCAUCCGAACAGAAACUAACGGACAUGUAUAUAAUGAACAUAAGGGACGUGAACUCUUCGUAAACAUUGCUGUACAUUUUUUUGAUUACAUUGUGUUUCUAUAUUUUUUGAAGAUAAAAGGUAUGUACUCAUUAUAACGGACUGCGUUCUUCUUUGUCAAUGUUUAACGAUUUCUUGAUGUAUUUUUGGUUAUGGUGGCAGUUCCUGUUUAAACGUAGGAUAUGACUAAUGCAACUCUACGAGCACUUGGCAAACAUUGAAAAAUGCUUCUAGCUGUACUUGUAUGCACUUGUUUAAAAUUGCCAAAUACAUUUUCUGAUCUUGUAUUAA